AUGACGGAGAAGAACGACACGCUGUUAAAGCUCUUAGAUCUGUUGGCCAACUAUGACACCUUACUGGAACAAUUGCAGACUAGUUUUAGCGAAGGAUUUUACCAGUUAAGCCGUGCCAAUUAUCACAACAAAGAUAGCAUACGAGGAAGAUUUGGAAUGGAUUAUUGGGAUAAUACUUUUGAAGGAACACAAUUGAUCAGUGUUAGCGAAUCUGCAUUCAAUGUUGUGCCGUUCGAGUCAAGAGAUGAUGAUUUAAUAGAAAACGACAUUUCUGAUGAUGAUUUUAAGACAGAGAAGGAUCUGGUUAGACGUCGUAAGCUGCGCAAGCAGCGUCAGUAUGAAGACGGUGUAAAUGAGGGAAAGCGGCAAAUACCAAGAUCGCAUUCUAAAGAUCCAAUCCAUAUGUUUGGCGGGGUAUUGUCUGUUCCAACGUCUCUUCGACAAUCCCAAAGCUCAUUCAAAGGAAGCUUAGCAGUAAUUAUAGAAUUGACUAAUUGCAGGAAACAAAUCUGUCGUGCUCUUGAAGACUGGGAAACUCGAGGAACUCGAGACAAUUGA
Lachancea mirantina is the source of this 558-nucleotide messenger RNA. NCBI's taxonomy places the organism in Eukaryota, Fungi, Ascomycota, Saccharomycetes, Saccharomycetales, Saccharomycetaceae. The record is from the annotation of a GenBank genome assembly.